Molecule: messenger RNA, 408 nt
Organism: Cooperia oncophora
Lineage: Eukaryota; Metazoa; Nematoda; Chromadorea; Rhabditida; Trichostrongylidae
Source: the annotation of a GenBank genome assembly
AUGGAUGACGAACAACUUUUGGAUUAUGAGGAGGAGCAAGAGGAAACUCAUGAGCCGAAGGCUGCUGAGAAUGGAUCUGGUGAUGCCAAAAAGAUCAAGGGUAACUAUGCUUCAAUCCACAGCAGUGGUUUCCGAGAUUUCCUUCUGAAGCCUGAGCUUUUACGAGCCAUCAUCGAUUGUGGAUUUGAGCACCCGUCAGAAGUGCAACAUGAGUGUAUACCGCAGGCGAUUUUGGGUAUGGAUAUCGUCUGUCAAGCUAAAUCCGGUAUGGGCAAAACAGCCGUGUUUGUCCUAGCUACUCUACAGCAGUUGGAACCUGUUGAUGGAGAGGUGUCAGUGUUGGUCAUGUGUCACACUAGGGAGCUUGCAUUCCAAAUCUCGAAGGAGUAUGAAAGAUUCAGCAAGUAU